AUGCCGGAUGGUCUGUCGCAUAAAAUCCUUAUCUGUGGAGAUGUCAAAGGGAAAGUCAGCGCACUAUACUCAAGGGUUUCUAAGGUUAUGAACGUCGCUGGACAGUUUGAUAUGAUGUUUUGUUUAGGAGACUUUUUUGGAACUCAAACUGAUGAAAUAAAAAAAUUAAUUGAUGGCAGUUUGGCAGCGUCUCUUCCUACCUAUAUCGUGUCCCCAUAUACAGAAAUCGCUCGAAAGUUUUGUCAAACGGAAUCUGGUUGUGAGCUUUGCAGUAACGUCACGUAUCUGGGUUCUAAGGGCACAUAUACGGCUAUGAGUGGUUUACGUGUAGUAUACAUGGCUGAAUGGGAACCUAAUUCUGAUAACUGUAAUCUACCAUCCAGUUUACUCAGUGAGGCUCUUGCAGCAGAGGACAGCGGCUUUUUGGGCGUUGAUCUCUUGCUCACUUGUCAGUGGCCGAAACACGUUAAUAAACUAACUCUAUAUGAACUCCCUGACGGUUGUCAGCAAUGUAUUGACUCUUCCUCGAUUUUAAUUUCGCGAUUGGCUUAUCUCACUCGACCAAGGUACCAUUUUUCAUGUGGUAACGGAGUGUAUUACGAAAGGUCACCAUACAGAAAUCACCGUGUUUUACAAGAAAAAGCUUGUCAUACUACACGUUUUAUAUCAUUGGCAGAUGUGAAAAAUGAACGUAACCAAAAGUAUUUAUAUGCUCUCAAGUUAAUCCCGAUUGAUAAAAUGGAUCAUCAGGAUUUAAUAAAUCAACCUCCAGACGUAACAGAAAAUCCAUAUCGCGAAUUUGUUGACCAUAAACAUUCUUUAGAUAGAGAAACAGAGGUACAAACUGAGCAAUACUUUUAUAACAUGAAUACCAACGAAAAAUCAGGAAAUCUUACGAAAAAAGGCACUCUUCAAAAGCGCAAAAUAAACACUAAUACAUUGGAAGACACAGAUGACAACAAAAGACAACUUGUUGAUAAAAAUGAUACCAGUGAGGAAAGUUUUCAAGAGAAAAUCGACAGUAAUCCACAAGUGAAAAAACAUUUAAUUGUUAGUAUUGGUACUCAAGCUUAUGUAGCAUUACCACGUGGUCCUAUUGUACCUGACCAUGCAUUAAUUUUGACUAUUGGUCAUCAUCAAAGCUGGAUUUCUUGUCCAGAAUAUGUUCGUUCGGAAAUUGAAGAAUAUAAAUCCCGGUUAAAACGUAUGUAUGCUGCACAAGAUAAAGCGAUGGUAACAUUUGAACGAAAUUUAAAAACCCAACAUUAUCAACUUCAAGUUGUUCCUGUACCAUUUUCAGUUGCAGCGGAGGUGAAACAGGUAUUUCUCGAGCUAUCUGCCAAUACUGAUUUUAGUCCAUGCGAACUGAAACCAGUUCCUCGACGGACAGAAUUAGAUGAAAUUUGUAGGGUUGGAAUUCCCUACUUUUUUGUUGAACUCCCUACUGGUGAGAAACUUUUUGGACGAAUUCCAAAAGAUCGUAUUUCCAGUGCGAACUUACAAUUUGGUCGUAUUGUUCUAACAGAUCCACGUAUUUUAAAUUGUCCAGAAAAAGCCGACUGGCAUGAUUGUAUAGAUGAGGAAGAUGAAGAAACUGAUUUAGCUAAACAUUUCCGAAAAAUGUUUUCACCAUUUGAUGUCAAUGAUGAUGAUAAUGAUAUUGAAUAA
Messenger RNA from Schistosoma curassoni, 1668 nucleotides. NCBI's taxonomy places the organism in Eukaryota, Metazoa, Platyhelminthes, Trematoda, Strigeidida, Schistosomatidae. The record is from the annotation of a GenBank genome assembly.